AUCCGAGGCGAUUUAACUCAAUGUAAAAGACAGAGGUGUAACAAAUAUCGGAUCACAUGACAGUUUGGCGUACUUGGAUACCACACUUGACUUGCCAUAGGUGAAAGCAGGCGCGUGGAAUACAAACUGUGAAAUUAAUCUAAACCGUAAAAUAUUGAAUAUGCCUUAGACGUUGGAGUAAACAUUCAAAAUGAGUGCUAGAAUGAAUGGAUAUUCGAGUGAUCGUGAACGACGUCCGGCAUCCGAACAGAUGUCGGACCUUCAUGUUUACUUGGUUCCACCAGAAAUUUGGAGAGAAAAAUACCAUAAUGCAUUAAACCAAAACAUUAACGAAACAGUUUCCAUAGGUUUUAUCAGAGUUCAUCCAGAAACAAAAGUAUAUGCAUUACGAGAUGAAAUAGAACAACAGCUUGGUACAGACAAUGUCCCGAGAGAAUAUGUUUUUGUUAAAAGUGUUGGUAGAAGUUUAACUAGAGUAAAAGCAAGACAAGAAGCUACUUUGAAAGUAAAGAACUUUCUACCACCUCAGGCAUAUGCACCAGAACUGUAUUUAUUAGAAGCAACUCCAGAAGUGCGUCAACAGAUAGCAGCUAGCAGCGAGAACUCGACGCGACCCGAGACUCGUACCUCAUACGACUAUGAUUUUAUGAAUAGACAAAACAAAGGACGAAAUAAUCACUAUUAUCACGGUAGUGAUGAAAGCCUCCAGAAUUCCAAACGUAGCAACUUGUCAAAUGGUGCUGACUUGAAUACACAUUAUGCAACACUUCCACAAAUCACGCCACGCAAUAUUAACUCCCCUGAAAAACAGACAAGACCAGUUGUGUACAAGACUUCUGCCACUCCACGUGAACAGUCUACUCGAGAACCAACUGGUCAAAUUGUGCAACAAAACAAACAAUACCUUUCAGUGGACUGGGACUCAAGUGAUAAACAAAACAGUUAUUUUUCUGAUAACCAGUCUAACAAUCAAAAUAGUGAAUAUUCAGAUAAUCAGUCUAACACUAAUGUAGGUCAGUCUCAGGAACAUCUUAGAGUUAGUCACCCACAUUCUGAUUCUGCCCCCAAUCUAGAUCCCCCUCAGCACCAUCUGGCUAGCUCACCCCGGCGGCAGCAGCAGCCUGGCCCCCAGGAGGCAUACCUCCAGCCGCUUAGUGCCACACCCCCUCACAAUGACAGUGAGAAUGAUAAGAACAGUAAACGUCAUCAUGGUAACCAUGGUAACCAACAUAAACAUGAUGAAGACUCCGGUAUUGCAGGGUUUACACCAGAUACAUACAGGGAAAAUGAACCACUGGAUCGACGGAAAAAUGAAACUGAUGAACGAGUAAUAGUUCCAUCACCAGAAGCCAAUGAGUCAGAUCGUCUCGAUAGAUCCCAAAAUGAGAAUGAUACAUCUGAUUGGGAGCGAAGGAGAAAGGAGGAGCAAGAUAGACAGAAGAGGGAGGAGGAAGAAAGGAGGAGGAGAGAAGAAGAAGAAAAUAGGAGGGAUGAACAAGAUAGAGAAGAUAGGGCAGAACAAUCAAGACUCAUGAGAACCAACUCUGACCAGUUGUCCGAAAAAGGAGUGCCCGAACCUGCUGUAGAAAUGAGUCGGCAGAACACCUUAAAGGAAAGCAGCAAUAUUUCGAAAAACGAGUUGACCCGAUACCCCUCUCCUCCGCCACUCAGACUUGCCUCCCCUGACAGGGACACUGCAUCAGCACGUGCAAGACGCAAGAAACAAAAAGAGGAAUUACUACGGGAACUGGAAGAGGCGCGUGAGGCUCGGCGGGCAGCAGAAAGACAGCGGGAAGAACUUGUUAAACAUGCAAAACAAAUGCAAACAAAAACACAGAAUAAACGAAAUCAUGCUCGAGAUUUAUGGAAGAAAAGAUAUUUUGAAGAGAAAAAGAAGACUGGGCCAUUAGAAGAACAGUGCAACAGACUACGACAUGAACUGGACAUUAUUCAUAAAAAAUUACUCACAACUUUAGAGGGUCCUAAAGAAAAGGCUACUAAAUUAAAUGAUAUAAAACCCUCGAACAAGUUAUUCAGAUACUUUGAUAGGGAAUUGAGAGCUUACAGAAAACUGAAUAGCUUCAAAAUUCAAGCGACAAGAUUACAACAUGAAAUUGAAGAUAUUAGACGUAGGGUGGAUCAUGCGAAAAUGAAAUUAACCAGUGAAAUGAAGAACAAGCCGUACCUAACCAAGUUUUAUGCUAAACGAGUCUACGAAAUCAAGCAGAAACUGAACUCCGAGCGUUACGAGCUGAGCUGACGCAGAAGAAAAUAAACUUGACAUUAUCUAGAAACUCUCAUUUAACAACAUAUGCACCUCCUGCAGCAGACGUCAAUUUAAUAUCCGCAAGAACUGGACUUACUCCAAGAUCUUAGUUUGCAAUUUUUUUUCAUGCAUGUAUACAAAUAUUCUACCUAAAUUCUGGUCUCAAGAAGGGUUGAUAAAAAAUCCAUCAGUGAUAACAUCUUCAUAAAUAUUUUGUUUCAAGAGAUCAAUGCCGUCAGGUUUUUUUUUCGGAGUUGCUUCUGAAGGCAUGGUUGGAGGCUACUGAUUUUUUUCUGUAAAAAUGCCAGAAAGAUUCAAUGAAACUUCAGUACCUUAAUGGCUACAAUCAGAAUUUAGGUGUUUAACAGCAGAUGCAUCCAGCAGUGUAAAGACACAUUAGUACUGCAGUAGAAAAAGACAGCUGAAACAUACAGAGGUUUCGUCUGUCUAAUUUCUAGCGCAUUGAGGAGUGCAGAAAAUGUUAAGGUGAUUUUCAGAACAGCAACAAUACAGAGAGGUAUGCCAGUCAAACUAAUUCCUGAGAAUACAAACGUCCAUUACGCAAGCUCAGUGCCAGCAGUUCCUGCAAAAUGAAUGUUUGAUGUUUGGAUUUGUUUUGUAAUCGUCAAUAUUUGUCAUUUUUUACAAUAAAUGUUUGUUUCGUUUCAUUAGGCGUCACCAGCUGUACAAUAUCAUUGGUGAGAUACACAUACCUAACUGUAGAUACAUGUAAAAUUGUUAAUGUCAAAACGUCCGUUAGUCAGUAUUCAUGUAUAUAUUUUUGAAACUUAUUUAUAAAAGCUCCUAUAGAUGUAUUCGGAUGUUUAUAUCAUAUGAACUAUGUUACAGGCUCAUUUGAUGUUGUCAAUGUUCUAGGUUAUACGUUUACUGAGCCAGUUUUUCACCCCCGUUUAAAAUCCUUUUUUUUUUUUACUAGUCAUUAUCUGUGAUAAUCAAAAUGUGAACAUUUACUGAAAAACAGUUUGAAAACACACCGCUGAGACUUGUCUAGUAUCAGUAUGCCCUUUAAAAAUUGUGAAUUUAAUGUACAAUUUACAUUUGUACAGGUCACUUGAAUGUCAAUUAUUUCUCUCCCCAUUCCAUCCUCUUGGCAUUUUUUUUCACCAAAACUUUUUCUAAAAUUAUCGGAAGUUACAUAUUUAUUUUGUAGGCCAUUGAACAUGGACGCAUUCUGUGAAACUAUUUCAUGUAUAUGACAUUUUGAAAAAAUAAUCUUACACAUUGUUAUUCUGUCAUCAACUGUAGAACCAGAAGUUAUCUGGAAAGGUCCUGUUUUGCUAUAUUUGCAAUGUCAUGAAUUUAUCUUUUAAAGCUAAUGGAAGCCUGUGUAAUAUUUCAGCAAAACUGAAAGUAGAAACUUGCAAACCUCACAAAAUAAUGUGAUUUAGCUUGGCGAAAUUUUGGCCACGUGAAAAUGUCAGAUUCUACAAUAAUGAAAUAAUUCACCAAACAUUAUGUAAUUCAGUGUGAUAAAUGUUUUACAGUAAGAGGACAUUCACUGCUAUGUAACUGUUAAUGUCUUUUUGCCUGAAAGCUCAUCAGCUGUGAUAACAUGUAAUUACUUUAUAUAUGCAUAUCAAUUAAUUUAAUAUAAAAUGUUCUCUGUCUGUAAUUGCUGAAGUAAUGCUAUUUUUGUGGUCCAUGUUUUCAUGUUCAAAGAAAAUGAAACAUUGUCAUUUUCAGAGGCAAAUGUUUCAAAUUUAGCUCAAGCCAUUUUGAUAUCCAUCUCUUGUGGAAACCUUUUUUAACAAUUGGGUAGAAAUAGUUCAGUUUCUUUAUUCCAUUCAUUCAAUUUUUAUCAUGCCAAAAUAAAGUUUUCUACAAUUAAGAAUUUUUUGAGAAAACAGCAAUGUGUUUCUCACAGUUAAAACAGUAAGUUUUGUUUGUCUGAUUCUUUUUGCAGCUCAACUAUGAAAUGAUUAUGGUAUGCUUAUGAUCUUAACCCUUACCCUGCUAAUUUUCUGUAAUGAACUUGUCCAUCUUCCAUUUUGGACAGUACCAUUAACUGUUAAAAAGAGUGUUUACCAAAAAGAUACUGGCUGAAAAGUGAACAGUGCAGAUCAUGAUCAGACUGCAUGGAUGUGCAGGCUGAUCAUAAUCUACAAUGGUCGCAAAGGCAGAAUCAGUUGUGUCCAGCAUGGUAAGGGUUAAAGGUCCAAUACUAAGGAAAGUGAACAUUUUAAUUUCUUUUAAAAAGCACAGAAACUAUUUCAUUUUAUUGGAAAAUGAAAGUUGGUAUGUAGAAAUUCGAAAUAAAUCGCAGUAUAUGUUCAAUUAUUUUUCUAUGAAGUAUGAAGAAAGUUAAAAAGACCUGGGGGGUCAUUCUGUCGAUUCAUUGAAAUUUCAACAUAAUACACAUACAUUUCUUUGAGUUCCAAAGACCUUUUGUAAAUUUUGACCUGCCAAUCUUCAUUAUUUAGUGUCUUGCAGAAGUCUAUGCACUGGCCAUGAAAAAAAUUGCCAACUCACUUUCCCUUAGUAAUGGACCUUUAAAUAAAGCUUUCAAAUAUCAUUAUGUUUAUGGCAAAUACAGUCUGAAUUGUAUAGUAAAUCUAUAAAUCUGUAUCUGAACAUUCUCUGUCAUUUCAGUAAGAUAAAGGAAUGCAACACACCUUUUUAAGUAUAUAUUUGUGACUCUUAAGUCUGCCUCUGUAAGAAGACAUCAGUUUCUGUGGUUAUAAAACAAAAGUUAGGCAACCAGUCUUAAAAACUGUAGCAUUACGGCCAACAUUAUGAUAUUGGAGACCAGUCUCCGAGUAGUAGCACCCGAGUGGCCAUUUUGAGUUACGUGACCAACUGCAAAGUUGAAUUCUGUGGCUGGGUUCUAAACAAAGUUCUGAGCACAAUUAUUCAAUCGACCAAUACUUAGUUUUUCUGAGACUGUCUUUAAAAUACAUUUCUGUAACCUUGUGGCAAAGCUCCAAGGUCUAGUACGUAGACCAGUCUAAGAAUGGAGCUUUGCCAUUGGUCAAUUUCAAGACUGGGCAUUAAAAGCCAAUCAGAUGCUAGAAUUUUUAGACUGGUUAGCAAACACAGCUUAACCCAAAAGAGACUGGCUCACAUAGUGUAACUAUUGUAAUUGUUUUCAGAGAGGGUAAAUUGAUUUUGUAUUUUCAGUUUCUUUAAAUAAAAUGGCUGGUUAGAUAGAAUGGCAUAUACUUUGCAAAAAAUUUUUUUUUUUUUUUUUUUUUUUUGGAAUGAUCAGUUUCAACUAAUUAAAAGCAUGGUGUACAUGGCAGUGUUCUUCUGAUAUUUAUGAUGAAUUUCUGGAGGUAUGCUCAUUUAAUAAAGUAAUCCAUUUUUGAAGUUUUCUUACAUUCUUGAACUUCCAUAUACCUUUUUUCAGACUAAUACAAAGGGAAGUAACUACUUGCCAUUAAAUCUAACCUAGCCAUUGCUUUUUUUAGGUAAGGUUAUGUUGGUAAAGUGCCUCUUACUAUAUUGUUUACCAUUGUUGUUUAUAUACUUGACAUUAAACAAAUGGACAAGAAAAUUGUUAUAGUUAAAUUUAUAUAUUUUGCUAGCAAUAUCAUUUCAUUUCUUUCUAUUACAAACCAUAGAAAAAAGUUAAAAUUAAAUUGUUACACAUUUA
Messenger RNA from Mercenaria mercenaria, 5879 nucleotides. Its product is annotated as spermatogenesis-associated protein 1-like. The transcript has 16 exons. The coding region runs from base 191 to 2260 and encodes 689 amino acids. Lineage: Eukaryota; Metazoa; Mollusca; Bivalvia; Venerida; Veneridae. The record is from RefSeq and is a predicted model, not a curated record.